CGAGAGCUCUGUUUCGAUGAACCUCCCUGCCCCCGCCUUCCCAUUUCUCCAUUUCCAUAACGCCUCCUUCCCUUCUCCCCGCCGCCGUUCGUCACACCUUCCUUCUCUUCUCUUCUCUUCUGCUUCUCUCCUUCUUCCCGACUCCACUUUCCGCGCCUGAGAUUGAUCGACUGAUUCCAGCCAUUUCUAUUUUUAGCUUUCUUGCUAUGUUUAUAUGUGCGAUGUUUCUCCUCCGUUGCUGUUGUUUAUAGUACCUGAACCGCCUCCUGGAAUUUGAAUUGUGAUCUCAAGGUAGCUGAUGAAAAUCUAGGGUUCCUCGUCCAUGGCGAACACUUUUCCGGACCAGCUCAUGAAUCGUCAUCGGCAACAGCAGCAUAUGAUGCUGAGUCCUGCAGAGCUAGAAAAUAUUCUGCGAGAAUCCAAACACCGGUGGCUACGACCUUCCGAGAUCAUGCAGAUAUUGAGCAACUACAACAUAUUCAAGUUGAGUGCAGAGCCGCCUCACUUGCCUCCAGCUGGUUCUCUCUUCCUUUUUGAUCGGAAAGCGCUUCGGUAUUUCCGCAGAGAUAACCACAACUGGAAGAAGAAGAAAGAUGGGAAGACAGUUCGAGAAGCGCACGAAAAGUUGAAGGUGUGCUGUUCAAUUUAUUAUUCGUUGGAAGUGUAGAUGUUCUCCAUUGUUACUAUGCCCAUGGGGAGGACAACGAGAAUUUUCAGCGACGAUGCUAUUGGAUGCUUGAUGAGAAAUUAGACCACAUUGUUCUUGUUCAUUACAGAGAAGUGAGAGAGGUGGGUUCAACGAGGCACGGUAUCCAUUUUUUUGUUUCUGCAUUUUCACCAAGGAUUUCAGAAUAUGUAAAAAGUCUGGUUAAUAAGCUGUGGGAACUUCCAUGGGGGAGAAAGAAAUGGUUAAUUGAAUGAGUUAAUCUGUAUUAUGUUUUUUGACGGUUUUAAAUUUCAUCAAAUGGCCACUUCCUUUAUAUCAUCUUAAUUUGGGUACUUUUUUCUUAUCUUUCUAUUGCUCACAUGAUCUCUGUAGAGAUACAAGUUCCGCGCAUCACCUGUUCUGGUAGAUCACGUUGAAAAUCUUGAACCCAGUUCUGUUGCCUCAUUCGCACAGCCAGCCUCACCCACUUCUGCCAUUGAGAAGGACUAUACAGUGCAUCAAAACAAAGCUGAUUGGAAAACACAAGCAUUAUCACAUGAUGCCUCUUUGUUUGCAUCUGAUACCAAAGGUUUUUGUUUCCCAUCAGGUAAUCCUCAUGCAUCACAAUCUAUUGGAGUUAAAUUUGAACAAGGCACUGGACCAUCUCCUUGGCUGGAAACUUGCAGCUCUAACAAAGGUGAAGCUAGUUUGCAAGGCCAGAGAACAGGUUUUCUGAAUUAUGAUAUGGCUGACUAUGCCAUUCUUAUGGCAUCAGCUGCACUAUCAGAUAGUAGACCUGCAGUUGCUACUAAAGAAGCUCCACAAUCUGCUAAUGAAAUCCAUCAUCAUUCUGAGCUUCAAAAGGUUAUCACUAGUACAAGCCAAGCUGAGAUAUGGAAAGAUGACACGGAUAAUAACGACUUCGGGAACCUUAAAAAGCUUGAUAGCUUUGGGAGGUGGAUGAAUAAAGAAAUGGGGCAGGACUGUGAUGAUUCUCUUAUUCUGUCUGACUCUGGAAAUUACUGGGAUACGCUUGCUGCAGAGAAUGAGGAGAGAGAAGUGUCUAGCUUGUCUCACCAUAUGCAAUUGGAUGUUGAUUCCUUGGGGCCUUCUCUUUCCCAGGUUCAGCUAUUUACCAUUCAGGACUUCACACCAGAAUGGGGUUACACUGGUGUGGAAACAAAGAUUCUAAUUGUUGGUACCUUUUUGGAGAAGCCCAAACCUGAUACCGAGACUAGAUGGGGCUGUAUGUUUGGUGAAAUUGAAGUCUCUGCUGAAGUUUUGAAUGGAACUGUCAUUAGAUGUCAUGCCCCUGUACAUGCUAAAGGAAAUGUGCCAUUUUAUGUCACUUGUCGUGACAGGUUAGCGUGCAGUGAGGUAAGGGAAUUUCAGUAUCGUGAAAAUCCAAUAAAAAUUUCUUCGCUCUCUGAAAGAAGUGUGCAACAGUUAGAAGUAUGUUUUCAAGUCCGUCUUGCUAAGUUGUUAUCACUCGGCAUAGAGAGGAAGUGGCUGAAUUGCUCAGUCGAGAGAUGUAAUGCUUGCAAGCUGAGGAGAACCAUAACUUCUGAUAGAAGUAAUAGCCAAAAAGAGCAGCAUUGGGGUAGUGAGAAAUGGAUGAUAACUGAAGGUGAACCGGUAGAUACUAGAGAUAGAUUGAUUCAAAGUUUGAUGACAGACAAACUUUGGGAGUGGCUGCUGUGUAAGGCUCAUGAAGGAGGUAAAGGUCCAGAUAUUUUAGAUGAUGAAGGCCAAGGGGUCCUCCACUUGGUUUCUGGCCUUGGUUAUUACUGGGCAGUAGGCCUUGUUGUUGAGGCUAGUGGCAAUCCUAAUUUCAGGGAUGCACAAGGAAUGACCGCUCUACAUUGGGCUUCAUACUUUGGCAGGGAAGAAACAGUCGUGGCUCUGGUUAGGCUGGGGGUUGAUCCAACAGCUGUUGAUGAUCCAACUCCAUCUUUUCCGGGAGGAAGAAGUGCUGCAGACAUUGCAUCAGGACAAGGCCACAAAGGAAUUGCAGGAUACUUGGCAGAAGCAUCUUUAUCUAGGCAACUCUGUUCACUAAGUAUGAAGCGAGACCUGAUGGAUAGUGAGGACGCCACAGCAGCUGCUGAAAAUGCAGGGAUGGCAGCCCAAGUUUCUGUUCCAAUGAACUUGGCAGCAGGUGAGCAGCUCUCCCUGAAACAAUCUCUGGCUGCUGUGAGGAAAUCAGCCCACGCAGCAGCUCUUAUUCAAGCAAUGUACAGGGAGAAAUCAUCACAGAAUAGAAGUUGUGAUAAUAAUGAUGAUGAUGAGCUUCAUGAGGUUUCACGUGAAUUGGCUGUUCUUGGUGUAUUGAAAAAUCAUCAGAAAAGGAAUCACAUUCACUUUGAAGAUUCCUUGCACUCUGCCGCUGUAAAGAUCCAAAAGAAAUACCGCGGGUGGAAAGGGAGGAAAGAUUUUCUAAUGAUUCGUGAUCGGGUUGUCAAAAUUCAGGCUCAUAUGAGAGGGCAUCAGGUACGGAGGAACUACAACAAGGUUGUCUGGUCUGUAAGCAUCGUUGAGAAGGCCAUACUACGUUGGAGGAGGAAAGGAGUUGGGCUGCGAGGAUUUAAUGCCAAAGAGACGGAGGGGGUGCCAGAAGGCGAGACUGAUGAGUACGAAUUCUUGAUCACCAGUCGUCAACAGAAAUCUGCAGGAGUUGAAAAAGCGCUAGCUAGAGUUACGUCCAUGGUUCGUCACCCUGAGGCUCGCGACCAGUACCUGAGGCUAGUUACGAAAUUCGAGACGCUCAAGGUGAGAGAUGGCAGCAACAGCUAGCGUAAUGCAGAAGGGUGAUUGAAUAGUUUGAUACUGGGAGUAAGUUUAGGAUCAGGUGAUAUGACUGACGGUUAAAAUUAGAAUCAAACGGAAACAACCGCCAAGCACCCAUCAUCUAACAUCAGAAGCUUGGUCAGUAGACUGUAGACUAGUGUUGAUUUUCUGGAAAAGUUAGUUUAUUAGUUAAGUUUUAGUUGUACGUGUUUGACAGAACAGAUGAAUAAAACUGCUUCUUAGUUCUUUUACCGCUGGCCUUUUUAUUAUUUGACUAGCUUUUUUGGAAAUUUUGGAUGAUACAAGUAAAUGUAGCAAACAGUGAAGUAGCAGAAUUAAUCGUCGCCUAGUAAGAUGAACGCUGACUGCGAAGAUCUGUGACGCUGCUCAGAUUCGAGGCAAGCUCAACAUUUGCAGAAGAAUCAAUGAUGCCGCCUUUCAGGAAAUGGGAGUACCAGUGAGCAGAGAGCUUCGGGUAUCGAGGCAAGUCAGGGUCGUCCAAAUCCACGUAAUACAAUCCGAACCCUGUCUGGAAACCACCCAAUAACUCGAACACGUCUAGCAGUGACCAUACGGAGAAACCUUUCACGUUACAUCCG
Molecule: messenger RNA, 4032 nt
Organism: Linum tenue
Lineage: Eukaryota; Viridiplantae; Streptophyta; Magnoliopsida; Malpighiales; Linaceae
Source: the annotation of a GenBank genome assembly